GCUUUAACAAAGUUCCACGUCGAUAUACUGCUCGUAGCAAGCUCCUAACCCCAAGUCAAGACUGCACCUACUUUCACUUUUGGUCUCCUAACCUGUUCAACUUCUUCAUCAAGCUUGUAUCAGGCCUGCCACCAAUCAAAGAACAAUGCAGGGGACAGCUCAGAGGCGGAUUGUGAUGCUGCACGGGCACUUCGAUGUGUCCGCACAGCAGCCAGCCAGGGGAGGUUUGGGAGGCAUAGCUUUCGAUCCAGAGGCACUUCAGCGGAUCUUGGAUCAUGACAACCAUGAAACACGCCGUGCCAUGAAGGACCUGAUGAAAGACGAUUUGUUUGUCCCGCGGUAUGACAUGGACCUGCGCGAAGAGCGUGAGUUGGCUUUCCAAAGGCUGUUGCGCAUCUGCCAGUCUGGCCUUGUGUCCAUCACGGACUUCAGGCACAACCCUCUGAACAUCUUUGCGGCGCAUGAGAUCACCGGCUUUGCUGAUCCAUCUGUGGCGACGAAGAUGACGGUGCAUUUCAACCUGUUUGGAGGGACCGUGCUGAAGCUGGGGACGAGGCAGCAUCACGAUGUGCUGCUGGGGCCCAUUGACAGCCUGGACGCCACAGGCUGCUUUGCACUGACAGAGCUGGGCUUUGGCAACAACGCGGUGGAGAUGCAGACGACGGCGCAGUACGACCAGGGCGCAGACGAGUUUAUAAUCCACACGCCGACCACGCUGGCGCAGAAGUACUGGAUCACCAACUCGGCAGUCCACGCCAAGUGGGCCGUCGUCUUUGCGCAACUGCUCAUUGGCGGCCGCAACGAGGGCAUCCACGGUUUCCUCGUGCGCAUUCGCAACGAGGACAUGUCGGUGGUGCCAGGCGUGCGCAUCGAGGACAUGGGCCACAAGAUGGGCUGCAACGGCGUGGACAACGGCAAGCUCUGGUUUGAUCAUGUGCGCGUGAAGCGGUGGGCGCUGCUGAACGCGUCGAGCAACGUGGGCGCGGACGGCAGCUUCCGCAGCACCGUGGCGCGGCCGCGCGACCGGUUCCUGCGCGUGGCGGACCAGCUGCUGUCGGGGCGCAUCUGCAUCGCGUCCAUGAUGCAGUCCGGCUCCAAGAUGGCUCUGCUGAUCGCCUUCCGCUACGCCGCCACCCGCCUCGCCGUCGGGUCCCGGGGCAAGAGCGACACGCCGAUCCUGGACUACCAGUUACAGCAGCGCGCGCUGCUGCCGCUGCUGGCGCAGACGGUGUGCCUCAACCUGGGCCUCAACUAUGUCAAGGACCGCUGGGCUGCGGCCAGCGGCUUUGACGAAGUCAUGGUGGAUCCGUCCGUCGCGCGAGAGGUCAUCAUGCUCUGCUGCGCAAUCAAGCCGCUCUGCGCCUGGAACGCCCAGGAGACGGGGACAACAUGCCGCGAGCGGUGCGGCGGGCAGGGCUACCUGAGCGUGAACAAGUUUGGCGCGAUCAUCGGCUUUGCGCACGCGGGCAUGACGGCCGAGGGCGACAACCGCGUGCUCAUGCAGAAGGUGGCCAAGGAGUACCUGUCCACUCUGGACCAGGCCCAAGUGCGCGACCGCCUCCGCGCUGGAUCCAGCCCGCCCAACCUCUCCGGCGGGCAGCUGAGGGACGUUAAUGCGCUGCGGGGGGUGUUUGUGGCGCGCGAGGGGCGGCUGCUGGGAGCGCUGGCGGCCAAGAUGCGCGGCGUCAGCGGCGAGGCGGUGUUUGACACCUGGAUGAAGCGUGAGAGCGACUUGGUGCAAGCGACCGCUCUGGCCUAUGCCGAGCGCGAGGUCAUCGACGCCUGCCAGCGCGCCUGCCAGCAGGCUCCUGGGAGCGUGGCCAGCAUUCUGCGGGCGCUGACAAACCUGCAUGCGCUGCGCCGGCUCGAGGCAGACCAGGGGUGGCUGCUCACUGAGGGCAUCCUGUCACUGGAAGCAGCCCGCGGCAUCCCCAACGAGAUCAGGGCGUUGUGUGCUGAGCUGGCUCCGUCUAGUCAGCGCAUCAUAGACUCCUUUGGCAUCCCCUCUCACCUGGUGGCGGCUCCCAUUGCGGUUGACUGGGAGAAGUACAACAAGGUUGACAACCAGGGCGAGCUCAUUGGACCUGCCUUUGACUGA
Coccomyxa subellipsoidea C-169 is the source of this 2098-nucleotide messenger RNA. Its product is annotated as acyl-CoA oxidase. Gene Ontology annotation, cellular component: peroxisome. The transcript has 12 exons. Gene Ontology annotation, molecular function: FAD binding; fatty acid binding; acyl-CoA oxidase activity. NCBI's taxonomy places the organism in Eukaryota, Viridiplantae, Chlorophyta, Trebouxiophyceae, Coccomyxaceae. Gene Ontology annotation, biological process: lipid homeostasis; fatty acid beta-oxidation using acyl-CoA oxidase. The record is from RefSeq and is a predicted model, not a curated record. The coding region runs from base 146 to 2098 and encodes 650 amino acids.